Messenger RNA from Culex pipiens pallens (northern house mosquito), 641 nucleotides. RefSeq names its product histone H3.1-like. The record is from RefSeq and is a predicted model, not a curated record. Gene Ontology annotation, cellular component: nucleosome. NCBI's taxonomy places the organism in Eukaryota, Metazoa, Arthropoda, Insecta, Diptera, Culicidae. Gene Ontology annotation, molecular function: structural constituent of chromatin; DNA binding; protein heterodimerization activity. The transcript has a single exon. The coding region runs from base 77 to 487 and encodes 136 amino acids.
UUGGCAGUGUCAAAUUCCGUCAUUCUCACUGUAAUAUUCGACGGAGUAACAUCGCAUCGGAAGCUGACUAAGGACCAUGGCUCGCACGAAGCAAACCGCUCGCAAGUCCACCGGGGGAAAAGCACCGCGGAAACAGUUGGCCACGAAGGCAGCUCGCAAGAGUGCGCCGGCCACCGGAGGAGUGAAGAAGCCGCACCGAUUCCGGCCGGGGACCGUGGCGCUGCGCGAGAUUCGCCGCUACCAGAAGUCGACGGAGUUGUUGCUGCGGAAGCUGCCCUUCCAGCGGUUGGUGCGCGAGGUCGCCCAGGACUUCAAGACGGAUCUGCGGUUCCAGAGUUCGGCCGUGAUGGCGCUGCAGGAGGCCUGCGAGGCGUAUCUGGUGGGGCUGUUCGAGGACACGAACCUGUGUGCGAUCCACGCCAAACGUGUCACGAUCAUGCCCAAGGACAUCCAACUAGCUCGUCGCAUUCGUGGCGAGCGCUCCUAAAAGAUUUAGUUCUUAUCAGUUCCAAUCUGUUGAAAGAGUCUAAUUCCAAAUCGGCCCUUUUCAGGGCCACCCCAAAUGAAUCACGAAAGAGUUUAUCUUGACAAUUUCACUAGGUUAAACUUUGGAAGAGCGUGUAAUGCAUUUCGAAUCUAUU